GGAGGAAGGAGGUGCUGCUGCUAGCUCUGCACUCUCACUCUCGGUACUACUAGUACUGGGUGUCUUCUUCCUGCGUGCUGCACUAGUCAUGAUGAGAGUGGUGUGUAAGUGAGGACAUUGGAGCAGCUGGGGUCCAGGCUGAGGAAGAGGAGCUGCCACCCUGUUACCCCUGCCUGCCUGCAGAGCUGCAGCCAUACACAGACAGAAACAUGUCAUCUGGAGAACUCAACUGGCCGACUCCAAUGAAGGCAAUUGGCGCUCAGAACCUAAUGACAAUGCCGGGGGGAGUCACCAUCUCAGGAUAUCUGCAUAAAAGAGGAGGGAAACAACUGCAGCUGUUUAAAUGGCCCCUGAGAUUUGUUAUAAUACAUAAGGGAUGUGUGUACUACUUUAAGUCCAGCACCUCCGCCGCAUCACAAGGAGCCUUCUCACUAAACGGCUACAACAGGGUAAUGCGGGCAGCAGAAGAGACCACGUCUAGUAACGUCUUCCCCUUCAAGAUGGUCCACAUCAGUAAGAAGCAUCGUACGUGGUACUUCUCUGCGGCAUCUGAAGAUGAGCGUAAGAAAUGGAUGCUACACCUGAGGAAAGAGAUUGACCAUUACCACGAAAAGAAGGAAACCAUCACAGAUUUGAGUGACACCGGUUCAGACACAGACAGUUUCUAUGGAUCGGUGGAGCGCCCUGUGGAUAUUAAAUAUAUACACAAUCCAGCAGAUGACAGCUGGCAGGAUGAAGAUGACGAUGAAGAAGACUAUGAGCAGCCAGAUGUAAUUGAUGACAGUGCACCAAGCUAUCCUCCACCACCAGUUCCAAGGCAACCAAAGUCUACAGAAGAAAAUCAAAGGAGAUUUUCUGCAUCAGCAACACCAAAGCCCCCAUCUCCUCUUCCUCGUCCCCAAAAGGUUUUAUCUCAGCUAGACUUAACAAGUUCACGGAGAGAUUAUGGCAUGCAAAAUCACAACUUGUCUGACUCAGGUGGGAGGCCUCCUCCGAUCCCGGUAUUCCCACCUGCUCACAAACCAGGAGAGUCACUACCUCCUCCUCUUCCUCCGUUAAAAAGCUUAUCUGACAAAGCUGAAAAAGAACUGUCUUAUUCCAGAAGAGAGUUCCAACGCCUACCAGUUUCCAGUGGUGCAAAACCAUCAUCUCCACCUCCACAACGGCCAUCUCAUCGAGUGACUCCGACAGUCUUGCCUACAUCAUCUCGCCCAAAAACAGACCUCAUAACCAGUCAAUCCUUCGAAACCAAGAUUGGUUAUCAACAAUCAUGUGCGAUGGUAAAUGGUUUAUUAAGUAGAGAACUCAACAGCAGGUUCAACAAUGCACCUCCUCCGGUACCAGAGAAACCACCGGUCAAACCUAACCAUAUACUGGCUCCAGUGUUAACGGUGAAGCCUGAAGCACCCAGUCACCCCCCACCGAUUCCAAGAAACAAGCCCAAAAUAUUUGAUGUAGAGAAAUCACCUGACACCUCUUCAUCUUCUGUAAUGAAACCUGUACCUAUCAAGCCACGCACUGUGCCGAAACCUCCUACUCCUUUUAAAUCACAAAUAAAGACUGAAUUUGAUAGACAUGGAUUCUCAUUAAUAGCGAGAUCUUCCCCUGAUGGGCAGAGUAUUAAAGAUAUCCCAAUGGAUGAUAAAAGUGACAGUGAUCAAGACUAUGAAAAGGUUCCCUUACCUGCUACUGUCUUUAUUGAUACCUGUGAUUCUGCAGAUGUUGAAAGGAUGUUCAAAGCUACGGAUGCCAGAGGAGGCCCCCUGAAUGGACUCUUCUGCAUUAGAAAUUCUGCAAGGGCCGGAAAGGUUCUUGUUGUAUGGGAUGGCGUUAAUUCAAAGUUAAGAAACUACCGCAUUUUUGAAAAGGGCUCCAAAGUUUACCUAGAGCAAGACAUAUUAUUUCCAGAUGUUGCUUCUUUAGUUGAACACUACUAUGAGAGCAAAUUGCCCAGCCACGAAAACCUACUUCUUAAACAUGCCUAUGGGUGCCCCGGUAACUCCAGGUGACGAAAACGAUAAGGACACUUUGUGUACACUGUUCAGAUGUGUGAAACUAUGGACAUUAAUGAGGUGUGUUGGGGUUCUCAAUACAAGUGGUAAACCCCCAUUAUGGUCACUUCAUACCGACAGGGUUCCACAUUCAUGGUCAAGAAACAAGAUCAAGGUUUGUACUGUGAACAUGUGAUGACUGGAGAACUACAUUUAAUACGCAAAAUAUCCAACUCCAGCUGUCACUGGUGUAUUUCCUCUUCGCGGCGAAGGUAACAUACAGGCAUAUCCAAUGUAAACAAGCCGAUUGAAUUAAUGAUGGUAGCUAUGGCGGAGAAGGAAUCUUGGAAAAAGAGGAAUUUUAAAGUGGACAAGGGAAGAAGUAACAAAGAGAUGGACACUGACUUACAGUAUAGGGUAGAUCUGUUUAAAGAGCAACUAUAUAUUAUUAAAGUGAAUGUGUCGCUUUAACACUAUGGAGGCAUGUAUUUUGUGACCCGGACUUAUUGUCAUGAGCUUGUGGUCUAUAGGUUUACUGAGGGCUAUUUACAUAACUGGUGAAGUGGCUCAUAAUAGGCCACAUUGGGCCUUAUUCAGAGAUGUAUGCUAGUGCAUUUGCAGCGGAUGAGUGGAAAUGCUGCCGCUGCCUGGAAAUGGACUGAGAUGUCCACUAGUGGCCUCAAAAAUAUCAGCAUCUGCGUACAAAGACACCGGGACGGUCACAGAUGCUUGAUAAUCAACCAUCUGAUUAGCCCUAUGGUCGAGCAGAAUUUUAGCCCUACGGUCGAGCAGAAUGGCCUCAUGCGUUAAGACGCAGUUUUCUGCGUACAAGAUUGCAGUCGCAGCCUGAAACAUGCGCCCCAAACUGUUAUGACAUGUCUGCGUUUUUGCUGCCACUUCCCUGUUUCCUUCCCCAAACGACUCCUGACGGUCAAUCACUAUGUGCAUAUAUAUUCACUGCAAGCGGCAUCGUUAAGGUACCUUGAUGUGUGCGCAGUGCAACUUAGAUGCAUGCGCAGAUUGGCGAAAAUCGCUCAACUGCGAAAACAUCGGCAAAGCGUACAGCUCUAAACCAGACCUGUUGUCAGUUAUUUUUUUUUUAUUAAACCUAUUCUUGUAUCUCGCAUUUCAGUCCAGUAAAUUGGCAGAACAUUCCUGGAACUCAAAGGUACGAAUACAGUAAAAAAGAAAAUGCCACACGAGGGAAUACCUUCAGACAGUUGGCAAUAAAAAUAUUUAUUGCCAUCUGCUGAAUAAAAUAAAUCUAUUGACAAUUACAUAUGAUGGUCUUUAUUCUAGUCCAGAGGUUCUCAAACGUGGUCCUCAAGGCACCCUAGCAGUCCAGGUUUUAGUUGUAUCCAUGGCUCAGCACAGAUGGUUAAAUCAAAUUGACUGAGGUGCUAAUUAAGUCACCUGUGGUCAAACAUGGAUAAACUUAAAACCUGACCCGUUGGGGUGCCUUGAGGACCGCAUUUGAGAACCUCUGUUUUAGUCCAUUCUGCCUGUGCAUAAGAAAGGCAUCUCCGAUCCAGGUAAUUUAUGUACCUGUUGUGUUUAAACUUGUAUAUGUGCCUCAGACUAUGAACUAUUUUCCUGUUCAAGCUUAUAACAGAAGUAGGCCAGAUAAGGAUGUGGUAGAAGGGGUUGAGGUAGUAGGACCAGCCAUGGGUUGGAUGAGCAGGAUGGGGUGGAGUAAAAGACCUGGGAUAGGGUUAGAGGACCAGGUAUGAGGUGGUUGACCCAGUAUGUCCAUCCAACUUUAGGCUUUUACCUCAAACCCCAGACAAUUUAUGAAACCUUGUACUGUUCAUAUUGUAAUGUGCUUGGCAUAGUUCUGAGUUAUCUCGUUCACCUUCAUUUCCAGAUUGGUUGCAUUUAUUUAUUUUGUCUUGAAUAGUCAUUGAUGUUGUCUGUUUUGGCUACCGUCCACAUUUGUGAUAGCUCAAGAUGUAUUAUAUUGUGAUGCCAAAUGCCUGAAGGUAAACCAUUAGCUAUAGUGUUCAUUCUAGCACCCUGCACCUUUCAAAAUCCGUGCAGUUCCUCUUUCCUGGCUGGGGUGUCGCUCUCUGCUGUGAUGCUUCUCAGCACACUAUGAUCUGUUACUCAGUGCUGUGAUACAGACUGGUGUGUGCCGAGAAGCACCAGAGC
Molecule: messenger RNA, 4139 nt
Organism: Pseudophryne corroboree (corroboree frog)
Lineage: Eukaryota; Metazoa; Chordata; Amphibia; Anura; Myobatrachidae
Gene: SH3BP2
Product: SH3 domain binding protein 2
Exons: 13
Coding region: 210-2009 (599 amino acids)
Biological process (GO): signal transduction
Molecular function (GO): SH3 domain binding
Source: RefSeq, a predicted model, not a curated record